UAUGGUUGCGAGGCGGGGAAGAGCGUCCCUCCCUUCUCUCUAUGGUCGCGCCGGCACCACGGGGCCGACGGGAGGCUGGCGGACUAUGUACAUUUUUCCCUUAUUACCUCACGAGCAGGGAGGAGGCUGCCGGGAUAGCGGAGGACCUUCCCUCGGCCUCGCUCCAGUCCUCCAGCUCCCCGCGCUGCCCGGCGGCCCCGGGAAGCCCGGCUCCCGGCCCGGCCGCGGCGGGCCCUGCCCCCCCCCCCCCUCCGCUCCCCCCCGCCCGCCGGGCCCGCUUCUCUGGGGAGCCUCGUCCAGGCCCAUGGCUCCAUGAGGCGGGAGACGGAGGCGGCGGGGCAGCAGCGGCGGCGGCUGGGCUGAGGCGGAGGAGAAGCCGCGUCCGGCCCGGGACGGGUGCAGGAGGUGGGCGAGCCCGGGGGGUGUGGGGGGGAGGCGGGGGGAAGGCGCCGGUGUCCGCCCGCCCGGCGGCGGGGAAGGGGUUAAUGGCGGGUUGGGGGGGGAUCCCACUCCCUGGCGCCCCCUACUGGCGCCCGUUCUGCCCCACCGCCGGGGGGCGGCUGCGCCCUGCGGGGAGCGCGGCCGGGGCGGGCUCUGCCCGGGCCGGGCCGUGUCGUGCCGCCGGCGGGGCUGCUGCCGCCCCGAGAACCCUGCCGCAAAGUUUGUGUCCGAGCGCAAGAAGCUCGUCCCGCCUCGGGGCCGGGCGGCGCGGUGCUGCUCCGGCGCAGCGGGGCCGGUUCGGGAGCGGGGGAACCCCCCCGCCUGGCCGCGGGGGAGAGCAGCGGGGCGCUCCCGGCCGGUGCCGGGGCUCCGGGUCCGGUGGCGGAGCGGCGGGCUGGGCCCCUCUGCAGCCAGCACCGCUUCGAGCCGCCGCGCACCGGCAGCCCCGGGCAGGGCAAGGCGGGGGGGGGAAGGCGCAGGACGAGGGGCCGCGGAGCCUCCCGCGGUGCCCUUCGCUGGAGCCGGGCAGGGAGCGGUGCCGCCGCCUUUGUUAGGCCCCUUCUGCCUGCUGCAGGGGGUGAUAAAUGGAGCAGACCUCUCCUCUGCCCCCUGCCACGUCUCCGGUGUAAAAUGAAGAGCUAUAGCUUUAAAUAAACAGUUUUUCACCCUGGAUGUGGCUAAGCCUUCAGUGGUAACUUGAAAAGGCUCCUCUGUCCCAGCGGCUUCACUGAGACACAGCAGGGUUCUGCAGUGCUCCAGGCAGCAAGUUUUGAAGCAGGAUGGGAAAAAGACGCUGUGUUCCUCCACUUGAGCCCAAGCUGGCAGCUGGCUGUUGUGGGGUAAAGAAGCCCAAACUAUCUGGGACCGGAACGCACAGUCAUGGGAAUCAGGCCACAACUGUACCAGGCUCCAGUUCAGGUCCUCUUCAGAACCACCAGCACACAGACGGGAAUAAUGGAAGGGAGAACGUAUCUGACUUGACUUUGGGCCCAGGAAAUUCCCCAAUUACUCGAAUGAAUCCCACUUCAGGAGCUCUGAGCCCACUUACUCGGCCCAAUGGAACUGCCAACAGCACCAAGAACCUGGUGGUGACAGCAGAGAUGUGCUGCUACUGCUUUGAUGUACUCUACUGUCAUCUCUAUGGUUUCCCUCAGCCACGACUUCCUCGAUUUACCAAUGACCCCUAUCCACUCUUUGUGACGUGGAAGACGGGGCGAGACAAGCGGCUGCGUGGCUGCAUCGGGACCUUUUCAGCCAUGAAUCUUCACUCAGGACUCAGGGAAUACACAUUAACCAGUGCACUUAAGGACAGCCGAUUUCCACCCCUGACCCGCGAGGAGCUGCCCAAACUCUUCUGCUCUGUCUCCCUCCUCACUAACUUUGAGGAUGCCAGUGACUACCUGGACUGGGAGGUGAGAACAGGUGCAUUUGGAACUCUGCAUCAUUCUCGUUCCGUUCGGGUUCGGGUUGGGAUCCAUGGGAUCAGAAUAGAGUUCAUCAAUGAGAAAGGUGUCAAACGCACAGCCACGUAUUUACCUGAGGUUGCUAAGGAACAAGACUGGGAUCAGAUCCAGACCAUAGACUCCUUACUCAGGAAAGGUGGCUUUAAGGCUCCGAUUACCAAUGAUUUUAGGAAAACGAUUAAACUCACCAGGUACCGCAGUGAGAAGGUGACAAUCAGUUAUGCAGAAUACAUGGCUUCCCGUCAGCAUUGUUUCCAGAAUGGCACUCUUCAUGCCCCCCCCCUUUACAAUCAUUACUCCUGACACACGGCUGCAUGACCAGUCCCACUCCCCAGUUGCUGCCAACAGCUACGACAUCAUUGGGGCAGAUGCCUCCUCUUCCUGGUCCAGUUACUUCUAUUACUGCACCAUUUUAUGAUGCUAGCUUCCGUUGCCAAGUCUGCCUUCCAGCUGACCUGGGGGGAGGAUGAGAGCAUGACAGAACUUCAGGGGCCCAAGCCUUAUCUCAGCCUUCCCUCUGAACGAGGGUUCAGUUGGAUUGGGGCUCCAUGCCUAUGAACUGUCGUGAGGUGCAGAAGACCUCUAGGAGUGAAAGUGCCACUUCGGACUGAUCCGUUCUUGUGUAUUACCGACACUCUGGAAUCUUGAGUUGUUUGUUAUGGAAGCCCCCCAGAUCAAGUAGGAUCAUUCCCCUGGCAGUCUGGGCAACGGAGUCCAACAAAACAUUUUUUAGGUUCUUUUUAAUUUUUUUUAAUCUCUGGUAUCUGUUGUGUACCGAGAGCUGAUUGCAGUCCCCACACAUCACAGGCGGACAUUAUGAUACUGGGGAGGGUUGAACAUCUGGAUAGCACCCCAUCCUCACAGACAGAAAACACUUAAAGAUGUGAAAAGCCUUUGGAUGGUAUUGCAGAUGAAUCCGUUAUUUAAAUAAACCCUAGAAGGCUUGAAUUAUCAGAUCCCACUGUAAGAUGGAUUUCUAGAAAUCCUCUUGGUUUACGGUUUUCUGGGGUUUUUUAGACAGUGCUUUGUAAUGCAGCCUGCUAUGAAACAGAAUGCUGUUAGGCCUGUAAGAGAGCAGCAUGGCACAUGCUGUGUGUGCAAAGGACGAGGUACCUGAGUGUCCCUGGACAGUCUGCUCUGUUGCAACCAAGUUUUGUGCCCAAACAUUUGUUACAGAGCCUGAUUGGAUGAGGGAUGGGGAGGGAUUUGCAGGGCAUUGGCUGUAGUCAUACAAGUGAGACUAGUGACUGAAAUUUGUUUAACUUAAGCUAAAGUCUCGGGGACCUUCCUUUUGAUAGGACAGCCACUUUCUCUGGUGUGACUACUGAUCUUUGAGAACUGCGAGUAUUCCAGUUUAUAGCAGGCCUAUAGAGAGGAGCUGUGUAGUUUAAUUGGUAAGUUAUUAUCUUACACAGUUUUGUCAUUACCACAUUAAGGCAAUGAAUGGGGAAACCUGUAUUACCCAGACUGUGUGAUUCUCGUGUGCAUUCUGUAUUUCUUCUCCCAUCAUUGAUGAUUACAAGAAAUACUUUCUUCUAAGAGGAAGUGAAGUUAUCCAGUUGUUAUUCUGCAGCAUCAUUGAGGGAUGUCAUGAACUCAGUGAUGGAUGUCCAAAUGUAAUUUGUGGGGGCUCGUUCUGUUUUCCAAGUGUCUGUAUGGUCAACAAUGAUUGGGAAAGAAAAAACAAGUGCAUAGCAAGAGUAAUGGCUGUUUGGUUGCAUAUAUCUUUAAAGCUUUCGUGUGUGUGGUAAUGAUGGCUUUUAAAACUGACUGGUGUUUGAAGCCUGAAAUUCUCUCCUGGCAUGGCAGGGAAUAAGGCUGGUAGAAAGCUCAGAACUGCAUGCUGCUGCUCCUUCUGGUCCUAGAGAAGCAAACAGAAUUGUGCAGUUUUGCUUCAUGUUGGUGUAAUGUUCUCCUGCUGGAGGAGAGAGACGUGAGGGAAAGGAGGGGGUCCUAUUCUGGAUAAUGGUGCAAUAUUGACCCAGCUUUCCUCCUGUACUGGGUCAUUCUUAUAAAUUGCCACUUUUCCCUUGUGAUGUUGUUGAAAAGCAAUUGAAGAUGAAGGGAUUGUUUCAUCAUUUCCUGCUGCUGAGAAUAAAUCAGUCUUGUUACAAACUCGAGUGGUUUGUAAUUACUCUCCCAGGUGCCGUGUAGUGAUGGGCGAGGGUGGGUUCAGCUCUGGACAUGCCAUUCACCUUUCAGCUGUCAAACAGUAUGAUACAUAGGGCUACACUCAUUACUGUUCAAGUGUUCUAUGUUAGAAUUUAAUUUCUAAAAGGUUUAAAACAAAACAAGCAAAAAAAUGGUGCUAAAACUUCACCCCUGAGCACGCUCAGUGAGACUGGUCAUGCAGGCAUAUAGUGCCAGGCUUUUCAACAAUAUUGUUUCUUUUUCAAAUGUUUGCCCUGUUCUGUGUCUUCAACAGUGUAUAGUGUUUCCUGAUUUCAUUUUAUUUGAAUAGGGGAUAUCUAAAGGGCGGGGUGGGGAGGGUUAGCCGUCAUUUUUAAGAACAGAAUUUUAGGACCGAGUGACUUGGUUGGUUGAAGCCUGAAGUGGGCUAGAUGGUUUGGGACUGGGGAAGUGUUAUCCUCUCCCACUUCCAUUUCCCCACUCAGUCUGUUUAAGAAGAAAAAACAAAAACAAAAAUGCCUCUAAAUAUGUACUGUGUUCUUGUCUUGUUGCAGUGAGAAAAGAAGUUGGCAAAUCAGAAAAACUGGUCUGCUGCCUAAGAAACAGGCCCUCUCAGCUUUAGUCCCAUAAGGGUCCAGCUGUAAAAUCAUUUGAAAGGUGUGUCAAUAGUUAAGUUAGCUCAGAAAAAAAUGUAUGACAAGGACAGGUGGUCUCAGGAAAUAAUCCCAUUUCUAGAUCAUUACAUGGCAGCUAUGCACAAGGAUGAAAGAGGUGAACUAGAAACAAAACGUACUUUGAGUUGCCUUGAGAUGGAGGCAAGCAAAACCAAUGACCAGUUGAUGUAAGAACUUCUCCAUGCUUAUUUGGCUGGGACAGCAGGUUAGAAUGGCUCCUUCUCAAAGCAACUGUUACCUGGUUUGGUCUGGAUUUAACUCAUCCUUAGAAGCAAGUGCCUUUUGGUCUAGAAGGGCUUAUUCUCAUGACAACCACAACUGAGAAAUAAUCUCACUGCAAUUAUGAAUUGUCUUUGUUUUACAGUAACUACAGGAGAAUGUCUUUGAUCACUGGAGUCUGUCAGUGUUGGAAUGUUGCCACUGUGAGGUUCUUUAUUUUUUUCUUUUCCAUAAUGUUCAACAGUCAAUCUCAACUGAGGCCAUUUCAGUUUGGGAACGUUUUAUAGUCAAAAUAUCACAUAUCUACAAUUUAUCAGAAAAAAUCUGUAAGAAAAUCUAAGAGUUCAUUUUAACCUUUGCACAGAAUAAUUUGUUUUCAUAGUACAUUAACAAACAUCUGCAAUCUUCACUGACUAUUAGUGCUGUUUUCUGUUUGUAUUCUGGAAACUACAUGUUGUUUUGUUGGGGUUUUUUUGGUUAAUUUAUUUCCUUAAAGCAGGAGACCUCUUUUGACCUUCAGUGCAGAGAUGUCAGACCAAUUCUUUGUAUUACACUUGGUUGCCUCCUACCUAUAUAAUAACUUCUGAGUGUAAAUAAUUGAACUCUAUCCUCUAAUGAAGUAUUGUAGAGAAUAAAUCAUAAUGGAUAAAGACUA
Molecule: messenger RNA, 5582 nt
Organism: Strigops habroptila (Kakapo)
Lineage: Eukaryota; Metazoa; Chordata; Aves; Psittaciformes; Psittacidae
Gene: AMMECR1L
Product: AMMECR1 like
Exons: 7
Coding region: 1221-2207 (328 amino acids)
Source: RefSeq, a predicted model, not a curated record